AUGCAACUUGUUGGAAGUGAAGUUUCAGUGGCUCAGUGCAUGAUGAGCAAAAUCACAAGAUCAGACCAGCUCUCCGACAACAACUUGCUGAAGAACAUCGAGCUCUUUGAUAAUCUCUCCCUCCGCUUUAAUGGAAGGGUCCUCUUCAUCAAGGACGUGAUCGGGGACGAGAUCUGCUGCUGGUCUUUCUACGGGCAGAGCCGGAAGCUGGCCGAGGUCUGCUGUACCUCCAUCGUCUAUGCCAUGGAGAAGAAGCAAACCAAGGUCGAAUUCCCUGAGGCCCGCAUCUACGAGGAGACGCUGAACGUCUUGCUGUACGAGACCCCCCGGGUGCUGGACAACUCCCUGCUGGAGGCCACGAGCUGCAGCUGCAGCCAGGCUGCUCUGAGUGAAGGUGAUGAGGGCUUUGAGCUUCGCGACCGGGUGCAAUGCAUCCAUGUGAAGCGCUACAGCACGUACGACGACCGGCAGAUCGGCCACUAA
This is a messenger RNA of Hemicordylus capensis (graceful crag lizard), 483 nucleotides long. Its product is annotated as BTB/POZ domain-containing adapter for CUL3-mediated RhoA degradation protein 2-like. NCBI's taxonomy places the organism in Eukaryota, Metazoa, Chordata, Lepidosauria, Squamata, Cordylidae. Gene Ontology annotation, biological process: negative regulation of Rho protein signal transduction; proteasome-mediated ubiquitin-dependent protein catabolic process; protein ubiquitination. Gene Ontology annotation, cellular component: Cul3-RING ubiquitin ligase complex. Bases 1 to 483 code for a protein of 160 amino acids. The record is from RefSeq and is a predicted model, not a curated record. Gene Ontology annotation, molecular function: ubiquitin-protein transferase activity. The transcript is spliced from 2 exons.